Messenger RNA from Schistocerca nitens (vagrant locust), 9199 nucleotides. Its product is annotated as glutamate receptor ionotropic, kainate 2-like. Gene Ontology annotation, biological process: modulation of chemical synaptic transmission; monoatomic ion transport; synaptic transmission, glutamatergic. Gene Ontology annotation, molecular function: transmitter-gated monoatomic ion channel activity involved in regulation of postsynaptic membrane potential; glutamate-gated receptor activity. Gene Ontology annotation, cellular component: plasma membrane; postsynaptic membrane. The record is from RefSeq and is a predicted model, not a curated record. The transcript is spliced from 17 exons. Lineage: Eukaryota; Metazoa; Arthropoda; Insecta; Orthoptera; Acrididae. Bases 149 to 2905 code for a protein of 918 amino acids.
GUCUCAAGACGCUGCCGCCCGCGCGCUGCUACACACCCAGCGGCACACGGUAGCUGGCCUCUUUACCCUCCUGAAGCUGCAGUGGCGCCAUGCCGCCAGGCCACCAUGCAAUGAGUCUCGCUAGAAGCUGGUGAGAGCUUCGGGCAGUAUGUGGCGGCUCUGCACCGCUCACCCGCUCUGCACGUGGGCGUGGCUGUGGACGCUGCUGGUCGGAUGUCUUCUGGAAACGCACGCCGCGCGCAGACCAGUUUAUAGUAUUCGCAUCGCUGGCGUGUUCGACGAGUCGGGGCCGCCGGCGCUGGUGCAGGCGUUCCGGUCUGCGGUGGCGGCCAUCAACAUGCAGACGCGGGCAGACGCCAUCCUGGGCCGCCUCGACCGCCGGCCCCUACUCGACGCCCAGGAGGUCACCGUCAGCGCGCUCGACAGCUUCGGCACCGGCAGGAAGAUGUGCAACCUGACGCUGGAAGGCGUGGCCGGCGUGGUGGGACCUCGGCAGAGCGCCUCCACGGACAUCGUGCGCUCGGUCUGCGACCGCCUGGAGAUCCCGCAGAUCGUCGUCAACUGGGAUCCCAAGCCGCCGCCUUCGCGCCGCUACCAGUUCAACCUGCACCCAGACGCCGAAUUCCUUGCACAGGCGCUGGUGGACGUGCUGCACGAGUUGCAGUGGCGCUCCUACACGGUGCUGUACCAGGGCGACGAGUCGCUGGUGCGCCUGCGCAGCGUACUGCAGGAGCGAGACCGCAGGGACCCGCCCGUCGCGGUCCGGCAGCUCGACGAAAGCGGCGACUACAGACCAAUGCUGAAGGCCAUCAAGCAGUCGUCAGAGUCGCGGUUGGUGCUGGACUGUGACACAGACAUGAUCCUGCCAGUGCUGCGACAGGCUGCCGAGGUGAAGCUGACGGAGGUCUACCAGUCAUACUUACUCACCUCCCUGGAUGCGCACACUUUGGAUUUGACUCAGUUUCGUCUCAGUGGUACCAACAUCACAACACUGCGACUCAUCCAGCCUGACAGCGAAGCCGUUCUGAAGACGAUGCAAGACUUCGAAUACCGUUGGAAUAAAACUCCUGUCACAAUCACUCCGCAUACGAUGCGGGUGGAGUCAGCGCUGACGUACGACGCCGUCCGCGUGCUGGCCGCGGCGCUGUUCCAGACCAGCACCAUCGGUCGCCUGCGAACCUGGCCGCUCAGCUGCCUGGACGAGGAGGCCGUCUGGGACCACGGCAUCAGCGUGAGGGACUUCAUCCGCGACAUGCGGCACGAAGGCCUGUCUGGCAACAUCAUGUUCGACGCGGAAGGACGUCGCGUGGGAUUCUCACUGGAAGUGCUGGAACUGUCUGCGGCGGGCUUCAGACCCGUAGCCAAAUGGACACCGGAGGAAGGCUUCGUCAGCAGCAAGACUGAGACCGAGACGCUGGAGGAGAAGCAGAGCAUUCUCCAAGGUCGCCACCUCAUCGUUUCGUCCAGAAUAGGAGCCCCGUACUUGAUGGAGAAGGAGCAUACGACGCCGCCACGUGUCGGCAACGACAGAUACGAGGGCUACUCGAUGGACCUGAUCACACAGAUCGCAGAGAUUCUCAACUUCACGUUCGAGUUCAAGCUGGCGCCCGAUGGGCAAUACGGCAAUAGAAACGAGAAGACAGGCACCUGGAACGGGCUUGUUGGCGAGCUGAUCGCAGGGAGGGCAGACCUGGCCAUCUGUGACCUGACCAUUACGGAGGAGCGGCAAUCGGCCGUUGAUUUCACCAUGCCCUUCAUGAACCUCGGUAUUAGCAUCUUGUACAGUAAGUCCGAGAAAGCGGAUCCGAACCUUUUUUCUUUCCUGGAUCCAUUCACCGUUGACGUUUGGAUUUACAUGGCUACGGCAUAUCUUGGAGUAUCUUUAACUUUCUUCGCACUGGCAAGGAUGGCCCCUGGCGAGUGGGACAAGGGCCACCCCUGCGACCCGGAACCAACGGAGCUGGAAAACACGUUCAACAUGAUCAACAUCUUCUGGUUCUCCAUGGGCUCCCUCAUGGGACAAGGCUGCGACCUGUUACCCAAGGCCGUCUCGACGCGGCUGAUAGCUGGCAUGUGGUGGUUCUUCACGCUCAUAAUGAUCGCCUCCUACACGGCCAAUCUGGCGGCGUUCCUCACCAACAGCAGAAUGGAGUCUCCCAUCAAUGGCGUAGAAGACCUGGCGAAGCAAACCAAGAUCAAAUACGGCACUUACGAAAGCGGUUCCACAGCGGCCUUCUUCAGAAACUCGAAUGAUUCGCUGUUCUCUCGGAUGUACACGGUGAUGAGGCAGGCGAGACCCGACGUCUUUACAGACGGCAAUGCAGAGGGCGUGGAGCGCGUCAAGAAGGAGAAGGGCAACUACGCCUUCUUCAUGGAAUCCACCAGCAUCGAGUACAUGACGGCGCUCAACUGCGACCUGCGAAAAGUCGGCGGGCAACUCGACUCCAAAGGCUACGGCAUAGCACUGCAGCUAGACUCGCCGUUCCGGACGGCGGUGAGCAGCGCCGUGCUGACGCUGCAGGAGCGCGGCAACCUGAGCGCGCUCAAGACGCGCUGGUGGAAGGCGCCCGAGGGCAAGGAGUGCCCCUCCGACGUGGACACGGUCGACAGCGCGGAGCUGGGCAUCCUCAACGUGGGCGGCGUCUUCCUCGUGCUCUUCUUCGGCACCCUGGCCGCCUUCUUCGUCGCAGUUCUCGAGCUGCUGUGGAACUGCCGCACCAUCGCCGUCGAAGAGAAGAUAACGCAGUGGGAGGCGCUGACGUCGGAGCUGAAAUUCGCGAUGAACUGCAGCAACGACGAGAAGCCUGUGCGCAAGACGCACGACGCAGACGCUGGUGGCGGCGGCGACAACGACGCGGACGUUGACGGCGAGGACGUGGAAGGGCUACGUUACGGCAGCCGCUAGACGCCUCCCAGCGCAAAGGCGGCAGUUCGGUGGCGCUACCACUUUUAUAAUUUACUGCUGCUUGGGCUAUGUGGUUUCGUGGGAUUUUCCACUAAAUGGAUGAACUCUGUCUCCUGUGAAGCCCUGCCCGAGCAUACCACUCAGAAUUUUUGUUCAUCGCGGUUAAAUCACCAGCAUGUAUCGUAAGAUUCAAGAACGUACAUUAGUGUUGGGUUACUAUCGUGGCACGUGAAACAUUACACUGAAACAGAAACAUGUUUGAAUUUCAGGUUCUGUGUUAUCCAUCUAAUUACAAUAUACUGUGAGUCUUAGCCGGAAGACACAAAUACGAACCUAAAAAAAAUGUUUUUGAGGCACUCUGGACGUUUCGAGAGCAACUUUUUAUGUGCUUGCAACAUUCCUUCACCUUCGGUCAUAAGCUUUUAUGGGUGUAGUCAGUUACAAUAAAAUUCUUCUGGUUAUGAAAGUGCGCCGUGAGGUUCUUUCUUGAAGUAUUGUUUUUAAUAUUUUUCAUUGCGUAGGUAGAGCUAACUGUUCGGGUUGUGUUCCGUCAGCGACUUUUCAGCCAAAUAAUUCGCUCGACAUGUACUACGUACCGAGUUCCAAUUGUGUUUGGCCAGCCCACCUGACUUCUUCGGCCAUCUGGACUAGACCGAGAGAGAUGCUGUUGAAGACGACUUCGCGCGCGGCAUUUCACUUUAUCAGUGGACUGUACCACUCUGUUUUGGCUCAUGUAGGGCGUGCUGCGAUGUUGUUGUUGUUGUUGUGGUCUUCAGUCCUGAAACUGGUUUGAUGCAGCUAUCCAUGCUACUCUAUCCUGUGCAAGCUUCUUCAUCUCCCAGUACCUACUGCAACCUACAUCCUUUUGAAUCUGCUUAGUGUAUUCAUCUCUUGUUCUCCCUCUACGAUUUUUACCCUCCACGCUGCCCUCCAAUACUAAAUUGGUGAUCCCUUGAUGCCUCAGAACAUGUCCUACCAAUCGAUCCCUUCUUAUAGUCAAGUUGUGCCACAAACUUCUCUUCUCCCCGAUCCUAUUCAAUACCUCCUCAUUAGUUACGUGAUCUACCCAUCUAAUCUUCAGCAUUCUUCUGUAGCACCACAUUUCGAAAGCUUCUAUUCUCUUUCGUCCAUGUUUCACUUCCAUACAUGGCUACACUCCAUACAAAUACUUUCAGAAGUGACUUCCUGACACUUAAAUCUAUACUCGAUGUUAACAAAUAUCUCUUAUCAAAAACGCUUUCCUUGACAUUGCCAGUCUACAUUUUAUGUCUUCUCUAAUUCGACCAUCGUCAGUUAUUUUGCUCCCCAAAUAGCAAAACUCCUUUACUACUUUAAGUGUCUCAUUUCCUAAUCUAAUUCCCUCAGCAUCACCCGACUUAAUUCGACUACAUUCUAUUAUCAUCGGUUUGCUUUUGUUGAUGUUCAUCUUAUAUCCUCCUUUCAAGACACUGUCCAUUCCGUUCAACUGCUCUUCCAAGUCCUUUGCUGUCUCUGACAGAAUUACAAUGUCAUAGAGAAACCUCGAAGUUUUUAUUUCUUCUCCAUGGCUUUUAAUUCCUAUUCCGAAUUUUUCUUUUGAUUCCUUCACUGCUUGCUCAAUAUACAGAUUGAAUAGCAUCGGGGAGAGGCUACAAUCCUGUCUCACUCCCUUCCCAACCACUGCUACGAUACUAUGGCUCAAACAAAGAAUUAAUUAUGUAACUUUUUUUCAAGGUUAUAAUUGAAACUUGAUGCUACCCCUCGCACGCACUGGACGCUUUAUAAAAAGUUGGAGCAAGGCAAGGACAGGUCACAUGCGCCUAGAUUGCAACACUGUGGUAUUUUUACAUAUUCACUGAUGGAGUUUAGCACCGAGUUUGAAAGUACUACGAGUGUAUGAUAGGGUUUGGACGGCAUAACGAUUCGAGUGUGACAGAACAUAAAAAAUAGUUCUUGUAGACUUAUAUUCUUGCUAAGGAGCCACUCGUUGUUAAGGGAAAGAUAAGAGACACGGUUGAAAUAAUUAAAGAUCCUAUUAAUACACACCUCCUCAACAAUCUUUCACCAUCUUCUCUGCCGACAAUAGCCUAUCGGUUGACUGCAACCGCGUACCUACUAGUUGUAACUGCCGACGGCAGCGCGGAUCACUGGGCGAUGUCCAGGAAGAGAGUCGAUCAGGUUCUAGAGGGCAUCGACUGGGAAGUCAUGCCGUCUCCAGUGCCGUGUCCAGCAGCGCUAGAUAUCUCGGUUGAGGCGCAAAGAGAUCGAUCGAGGUGGUCACACAGAUUCUCAAUUGGGUUUAAAUCCGGGGGUUUGGUGGCCAUGUAAGUAUGGUAAACUCACCCUGGUGCUCUUCGAACCACGCACGUACUGUGUAACGCAUUGCUUCGUCCUGCUGGUAGAUGUCAUCAUUCCGAGAAAAAAUGUAGGGUGGACAUGGUCCCCAAGGAUAGAUGCGUACGUGGUUGAUAAACUGUACCUUCCAGUAUUACGAAAUCACCCAGGGGAUCCCACGAAAAUAUACCAUAGACAAUAACACUCUCUCCUCCGUCCUGGACUUCCGACAAUUGUUGCAGGGUGUUUUCUGUCAGAAGUUUCGUGCCCGAUGUAGCAUAAAACGAGGUUCUUCUGGAAAGGCCACCUGUCGCGACUCGGUGGACGUCCAGCUGCGGUAUUGGAUUUCAGCAUUCAUCACUGAUGAACAGCAGUCAGCAUGGUGCGUGAACCGGCGCCUGCUGCAGAGACCCAUAUGCAGCAACUUCGCUGAACGGUCUUUGAGGAGACACUGUUGGUACGCCUUUUUUCAACUGGGUGGACAGUUGCUCAAGAGUUGCAUGCCUACUCGCCCGUACACAUAUCCGCAGCCAUCGACCAUACCUGUCAUCUAUGGUGUAUGGUUCCCCAAAUUAGCCUAGGCGCCGGUUUUGGAUAGCGGUAUUUUGCCAUGCAAAAUACUUUAACCACAGCGGUACGAGAACAGUUUACAAACUCUGCCAUUUCGAAAAUGUUUCUACCCUUGGCCCGAAAGCCAAUAAUUAUGCACCUUUGGACGUCAGAUAAAUCUCACCGUUUCCGCAUUAUGACAACGACUGUACUGUUACCGCGUCCCGUUACACGUUUUAUAGACGCUCCGCUGGCAGUGCUGUCACUUGCCCUCUGUGAGAGGUUAUUGCAGGUUCUACAUCUACAUCUACAUCUACAUCCAUACUCCGCAAGCCACCUCACGGUGUGUGGUGAAGGGUACUUUGAGUUCUCCCUUCUAUUCCAGUCUCGUAUUGUUCGUGGAAAGAAAGAUUGUCGGUAUGCCUCUGUGUGGGCUUCUCUCUGAUUUUAUCCUCAUGGUCUCUUCGCGAGAUAUACGUACGAGGGAGCAAUAUACUGCUUGACUUCUCGGUGAAGGUAUGUUACCGAAACUUCAACAAAAGCCCGUACCGAGCUACUGAGCGUCUCUCCUGCAGAGUCGUCCACUGGAGUUUAUCUAUCAUCUCUGUAACGCUUUCGCCAUUACUAAAUGAUCCUAAAACGAUGCGCGCUGCUCUCCGUUGGAUUUUCUCUAUUUCCUCUAUCAACCCUACCUGGUACGGAUCCCACGCUGGUAAGCAAUAUUCAAGCAGUGGGCGAACAAGUGUACUGUAACCUACUUCCUUAGUUUUCGGAUUGCAUUUCCUCAGGAUUCUUCCAAUGAAUCUCAGUCUGGCAUCUGCUUUACCGUCGAUCAACUUUAUAUGAUCAUUCCAUUUUAAAUCACUCCUAAUGCCUACUCCCAGAUAAUUUAUGGAAUUAACUGCUUCCAGUUGCUGACCUGCUAUAUUGUAGCUAAAUAAUAAAGCAUCUUUCUUUCUAUGUAUUCGCAGCACAUUACACUUGUCUACAUUGAGAUCCAAUUGCCAUUCCCUGCACCAUGCGUCAAUUCGUUGCAGAUCCUGCUGCAUUUCAGUACAAUUUUCCAUUGUUACAACCUCUCGAUAUACUACAGCAUCAUCUGCAAAAAGCCUCAGUGAACUUCCGAUGUUAUCCACAAGGUCAUUUAUGUAUAUUUAGCAACAGUCCUACGACACUCCCCUGCGGCACACCUGAUAUCAGUCUUGACUUCGAACAUAGGCAGUGGUCACUUAACGAAAUUGGUCCGUGUAAAAACUACGAGUUUUAUUUUUCAUUUUUUAUAUCGGGAUGAGUGGCGCAGCAUCGCGGCAGAUAUUUUUUUUUUUUUUUUACCUUGUGACAACAAUCAUGAAAAUUAUUUCGAAUUAAGCAGUCUCCUUCUCCCGUGUUUGCAUCAUACAGCCACAAUACGAGUUCUUUGACACCAUUGUCAUCAAGAAGCAAUGCGACGCAGCAGGAUAAAGAUAGCUAUAGUGCCAUAAAAUUACCAAUACGUUGAUAAUCCUGACGAAGACCACUCAGUAGCCCCAACAGCGGAGAAUUUUAUCCCAUGACUCCAUAGCUCGCAUAUUUUGUGAAUCCUGAAACGAGCAUUUCUAAUUUCGACUAAAGAAAAGAUUUCACGUGCUAUUUCAAAUACUUUACAUCAAUCUCUUGAUCUUCAGAGACAUUUUCGAGAGUCUUCAACUCUGUAAACAAGUGAAGGUCACUUAGAGUAGGACUAGCAUGAAUCGCGCAAAAUCCGUUUCGAUUCUCCUUCUUUUCCCUUCUCUUAUCCCGAGUCUUCACGGGGUCGGCGUGUUAAUCUGUAUUUGGCUAUGUUAGUGGUAAAGGGUGACCGGGUGCCGUUCUUGUUGUCACCCUAUCCUCCCGAGACGGAUUUUGUGUACUGCAUCAGUCUGCGUUUUUGAAAUGCUUGCAAAUCUUGUAAUUGAGACGGGACCGGGUACCAGCCCGAUAUUCACCUAGCCGUAUGUGGGAAACCGUCCACAAACUACAUCCAGGCUGGCCAGUACACCAGCCCUCGUCGUUAAUCCGCCGGGUGGAGGAAAAUUUGUUUAGAUUGCCGUGUUCAUCAGCAUUUUGGAACUCAGAGAAGGGACAGCUUUCACUUCCCCACCAUCCUCUAAUUGUUAACAUGUUUUGAAUUGAACACAACCAUUUUCAUCAAACUUUUGAUCUCAGUAGCGGAGCAAUUGAGAUCUGGUGCACGGUGGAUCACGCAAAGGCAAUAGAAAAACGUUUGUCGAGGAGGCGUUGUAACAACUGUCACAUUUUUAUUAGAGUUGCGUCUUUAUUUGCCUUGUACCUCGUGUUACUGUGCAUCUUUACCUCUUCGCGCCUAGUGGGCAGAGGAGAAAAAACGCUCUGCGAAAAUCAUGUUUGAUAGAAUAUAUACGCUAAUGGAAAUAAAAAGCAAAAUGCAUUUCACUUUUCACCUCUUGCUCUGAAAUGAAGUAUUUCUAUGUUAUUUUCCGUUUAUUGACCCGACGGCAAGAAGUGUUACAAAAUAACGUUUUUCAACAAGGGCUAUAAAAAAGUUGUUGGGGAGAAUAACUAUCGUCUUUGUAUAAUUAUUCUAAGCGUAAUAUUCUACUGCUGGAAGAAACGCUGUUCUGUAGACCAUACCUGAAUUUUCCACUUACAGCAUCAGUUAUUACCCGUCAACAUAGCGUUGGAGGUUAUUCGUCCUCUGCCUCAGUAGUACUCGCCUCAAACAUACCACACAGACUGCAUUAAGCAACUGAAACAAUACGUGCAUUUACCGUAAAAAGACUGUUAACACUGCAUAAUAACUUUUUUUGAAGAACUUCUUCUUCAUAAGCAAGACACAAAUUGACGGACUACGAACAUUAUUUGCAUUUCCUGACUUACUUAGAUUCAUCACUGCCUCUGAAUAUUUUUAAGUACGCAAUUAUCAAGAAGUAACAUAUAAUUUCUAGUUAAGGAUAACAAAAUUUUUUAUACCAUAUUAUUAAUUUCGGUCCGUAAUAACCAUCUUCAGACUUACAAAACAAAGAGGAUCUUGUACAAAUUAAAAUAAAUUUACAAAGCGAGGCAUCAGAAACCAAGUUAAGCAUAAAAGACACUGUCACAUAUCUGAAUACACACAAUAUUGUAAUCACACCGAGUCAGCAUGUGUAAAAAUGGUACAAAGUCAUAAACCAAACAAAUUUCGUCGUAUUUGUAUAAAAUACAAUACCACAUCCACAACUGUAACACACAUGUUGACUCUAAUCUUAUUAGACUCCGUGAGGUAGCUUAUAGAUCCAGAACUUGGUAGAAUCAUGUCUAUAGUUACAGAAAAAUGGCAAAUAAUAUUUUAUAAUUUAGUGAUUUAAGAAUUAUUGUUCUAUAUUACUUCUUAAAAAAUUAUAUUUAAUGUAAAAAAUGAAAAAUUUUGUAUAUACAUUAUUUUAAGUCUGAAAAAAU